AUGCAGUUUUAGAAGUGGCAAAACAUAAACAAUUAUGGUGGCACCUAUUACUACUGCUGCUUCAAUGUGUGCAUUUCACAAUGUUGUGUUAGCAACACAAAACUAUGGUAUAAAAAAGGGCAUCAAACAAGGACUUGGAGUGAAGCGUGGUUCUUGUGGUGGCUUACAAAUGAAGGCAAAUGCCCAAAAUCAUAAUGGUGAUGAUAAGAUUUCCAAAGUUGUUAGCAAAUCUUCUAUUCGUCAAAACUUUACCAUCAGAUCAUAUGAAGUUGAUGCUAAUGGAAUUGCAUCUAUUGAGACUUUGAUGAACUAUUUUCAGAGCUCUAUAAUUGAUCACUGUAACACACUUGGGAUCCACGUUGAUGCAGCUGGUUCUUCGAAAGAAAUGAUCAAAAGGAACUUAGUAUGGGUAUAUAGUGAAAUGCAGGUUUGGAUUUACCGUUAUCCUAAAUGGGAUGAUGUAGUUGAAGUGGAAACUUGGUUAUCUUCAGAAGGAAAGAAUGCUGCGCGCUUCAAUUGGAUUGUGCGAGAUUUCAAAACAAAUCAAAUGUUGAAUAGAGCCUCAAGUGUUUGUGUGUUGAUGAACAAAUUGACAAGAAGAUUAUCUAAAAUACCGGUAGAAGUCAGAAGGGAAUUUGAGUCCUAUCUUAAAAAUUCCAGAAUUAUUAUAGAAGGUGAUGACAAAAAAAUACCUAAACUUGAUGACACAUCAGCAGAUUAUAUUUGUCUUGAUUUAAAGCCAAGAUGGAGUGAUAUAGAUAUAAAUUUUCAUGUCAAUAAUGCGAAAUAUGUUAGUUGGAUUCUAGAGAGUAUUCCAGAAUCAAUCUUGAUGAAUUAUGAGUUAUCUUCCCUGACUUUGAAAUUCAAGAGGGAGUGUAAGAGAGACAGUAAGUUACAAUCUCUAGCUGAAGUUUGUAGUGACAAUAAUAAUAACAAUAAUAAUAAUAACGUUGAGUACAAUCAUAUGCUUCGAUCUGAAGAUGGUGUUGAGAUUUUGAGAGGAAGGACUGAGUGGAGACUCAAACCUACUAACAACUUUGACAUUUUUAAUCAUGAUCCAGAAGCUUCCAUUAAAGACUUGUAAUUGGGACUUGGGAAUUGCAUUAGUCUCUAUUUGGAAAGAUAGGAGACUCGAAUCCGCAACCUCUUAAUUGAGUAUAGGGAGUCUAUACCAUGUGUGUCUCUGUUACUUUGAUGGUUA
Messenger RNA from Arachis ipaensis, 1201 nucleotides. RefSeq names its product palmitoyl-acyl carrier protein thioesterase, chloroplastic-like. Gene Ontology annotation, molecular function: acyl carrier activity; fatty acyl-[ACP] hydrolase activity. Lineage: Eukaryota; Viridiplantae; Streptophyta; Magnoliopsida; Fabales; Fabaceae. Gene Ontology annotation, biological process: fatty acid biosynthetic process. The record is from RefSeq and is a predicted model, not a curated record.